AUGGCCAAAUCAAAUACGAGCCCAAAGAAAGAGGCCAAGGCUAAGACGACUGUGCCCAUCCAGCCCGUCCCGGAGAAGAGAGGCUAUGAAUUCGGUGGACCACUCGGCGCCUUUGGCAUUGUUUUCGGCCUCCCUACCCUCCUAUACUGCUUCGCUUUCUUUUGCAAUGACAUCUCAGGAUGCCCGGCCCCGUCUCUUCUCCACCCGUCGACCCUGACCUGGCCCAAAUUGAAGGAGGAAAUUGGCUGGCCUGGCGACGGUGUCGUGGGCCUUUUUGAUAUUGAAGUCGCACUGUGGGUUCUGUCUUACUAUGCGCUGCUCCUCGUGCUGCAAAUAUUUCUGCCUGGUCAGGUGGUGCAAGGAGUUCCGUUGGCAUGUGGUGGACGACACACAUACAAAUUCAAUACGUUUCGCUCCUGCCUGUUGAUUUUGGGCGGGCUGGGUGUAGGCACAUAUGUAUAUGGCGCUGAAUUCGUGGUCUGGACAUUCCUCUGGGAUAACUACAUUCAAGUGAUGACAGCCAAUCUUGUCAUUACUGUCCUGCUUUCCCUCUAUGUCUAUGCAAGAAGUUUCUCCAUCCCAGCUCCUGGACAGCAAAACCCACAAUACCGUGAGUUGGCCCCUGGAGGCCACACUGGUAACAUUCUCUACGAUUUCUUCAUCGGUAGAGAACUCAACUCUCGCGUUACUUUACCUAUCCCGUUUAUGAGCGAGGCGUCCCGAACCAUUGAUAUUGGAGUCUUUUGCGAAAUGAGACCAGGUCUGACUGGAUGGAUCAUUUUGAAUUUGUCAAACAUCGCACAACAGUACCGUGCUCACGGCCAUGUGACAGCCUCAAUUAUUCUCAUAACCGCGAUUCAAGCAUUCUACGUUUUGGAUAGUUACUACAUGGAGCCCGCCAUUUUGACCACCAUGGACAUCAUCAUGGACGGAUUUGGAUACAUGCUUUGCUUUGGCGAUCUUGUGUGGGUACCGUUUUUGUACACUACCCAAACAAGGUAUCUUGCCACGUUCCCUGCAAAGAUGGAUAUCAAUGGUAUUGCCUUAUUGUCUGCUGUCUCGGGACUUGGUUAUUUCAUCUUCCGCUCAGCCAACAACGAAAAGAACCGGUUCAGAACAAACCCAGAGGACCCACGGGUGAAGCACCUCGAGUAUAUCACCACCAAAACCGGAUCCCGGCUGCUCAUCUCGGGAUGGUGGGGAACAGCUCGUCAUAUCAAUUACCUCGGGGACUGGCUCAUGUCCUGGGGCUUCUGUCUUCCUACGGGUAUUGCCGGUUAUCUUAUGCUUGAGACACUUAACCCUGCCACAGGCCAAAUAGAGAAACAGGCUGUCCAAACCCCAGAGGUCCUUGGUUGGGGCUCAAUAUUCACAUACUUUUAUAUGCUGUACUUUGGGGUCCUUCUGAUUCACCGCGAGGGAAGAGAUGAGGAGAAGUGCGAAAAGAAGUAUGGCAAAGACUGGGACAAGUAUACAUCGCUCGUGCGAUAUAAAAUCAUCCCAGGUAUUUACUAA
Messenger RNA from Talaromyces rugulosus, 1515 nucleotides. RefSeq lists its product as uncharacterized. The coding region runs from base 1 to 1515 and encodes 504 amino acids. The record is from RefSeq and is a predicted model, not a curated record. NCBI's taxonomy places the organism in Eukaryota, Fungi, Ascomycota, Eurotiomycetes, Eurotiales, Trichocomaceae. Gene Ontology annotation, molecular function: Delta14-sterol reductase activity. The transcript is spliced from 3 exons. Gene Ontology annotation, cellular component: endoplasmic reticulum membrane. Gene Ontology annotation, biological process: ergosterol biosynthetic process.